Messenger RNA from Caenorhabditis briggsae, 900 nucleotides. Gene Ontology annotation, molecular function: protein binding. The transcript has 3 exons. Bases 1 to 900 code for a protein of 299 amino acids. NCBI's taxonomy places the organism in Eukaryota, Metazoa, Nematoda, Chromadorea, Rhabditida, Rhabditidae. The record is from RefSeq and is a predicted model, not a curated record.
AUGUCGUUCGACAAAGGAAAAAAGUUCGUUAUCAAGCAUGUUUUCGAAAAUGUGAAAAGUCUUACAUCUGACGAAUUCGCGAAUGGGACCGUCGAGAAGCAUUUCGAUGCAUUUUGGAAAAUUCGACUAUUCAAACAUAACAAUGGCGAUAUAACUCCAUCUUUAUUUUGUGAUAGCUUUGAGACUGGCCAUUGGUCAAUUAGCACAACGUGCGAUGUACUUGUUAACGGAAAACCAUUCAAAACUGGACUGAAAUUCGAGUUCGGAGAAAAUAGUACCAAUUUGAAUUACUGGUACAUUUUCAAAAAGGAUUUCCACAAAUAUAGAAUCAAGGACAGUGCCAGAGUUGAAUUCCAUGUGAAAAUCGAUAAAAUGGUUGGAUCGUUUCGGAGUUUCGAUGAUGACGUGUCAAAAGAUUCAUCUGAUGUCGUUUUAGUCGUCGAAGAUCAAAAAUUCUAUGUUUGCAAAACGUAUUUAUCCUACCACUCCGCAUACUUCAAAUCUCUUUUUUCUGAAAAUCCCGAAGAAUCUGAACAAUCGAUCAUCGAGUUGAAGGAUAUCGAAUUGGUUGACUUUCACAUCUUUCUUGGCAUUAUUUACGGAUUUCUAGCUGUCAAAGGCUCAAAUGUUCAAAAUCUGCUGAAACUGGCCGACUUCUUCGCUGCUAAAAUUGUCAUGGAGAGAUGUGAAAUGUUUUUGAUGUCAACCUCUUCAAAAAAUGACGUCGUUGAAAAAUUUCAAUUGUCGCUCAAAUAUAAAAUGGAUAAUUUGAAGAACAAGUGUCUGUCGGAAAUGAACAAGAAAACCGAUUUUGUUGGAUUGGCACCUGAAAAUUCGGACGAUUACAGCACCGAAACUUGGAAGCAGCUCUAUUUGAAAGCUGCUAAUUUUAUCAAAUAA